Penicillium soppii is the source of this 1305-nucleotide messenger RNA. RefSeq names its product metal-dependent hydrolase family protein. Gene Ontology annotation, molecular function: hydrolase activity, acting on carbon-nitrogen (but not peptide) bonds. The transcript has a single exon. The record is from RefSeq and is a predicted model, not a curated record. The coding region runs from base 1 to 1305 and encodes 434 amino acids. Lineage: Eukaryota; Fungi; Ascomycota; Eurotiomycetes; Eurotiales; Aspergillaceae.
AUGGAUAUCUCCCGAGUCAUCAAGCCAUGGAAACUCCAUCCUCAACGGACGUUGGUUUUUGUGAACGCAACCAUCGUUGAUCCCGUCCAAGGCGAAUUGAUUCAAAAUGCUACAGUCCGAAUCUCAGACGGCAAGAUCACCCAAAUCACCACAGAUGGCCCAGCAUCCACAGAAGACGUACCAGAAGAGGACGUCAUCGACGUGAGCGGAAAGUAUCUCUGUCCAGGCCUGAUCGACUGCCAUGUGCACAUCGCCGUAGUCCCCGGCGAAGCCGACCUACGAGCCUACAAAGACAUGACCGAGCGAAUCAGUCUACUGCGCCAGCCGCGCGUCCUCAAGUCCAUGCUAGACCGCGGCUUCACCUCGAUCCGCGACUGCGGUGGCGCAAGCCUAGCAAUCAAGGAAGCCGUCGAGGAUGGCGUAAUCCCCGGACCUCGUCUCUUCAUAGCCGGCUACGCGCUCUCCCAAACAGGUGGUCACGGCGAUAUGCGCGGGUCGCACAACGCCCAGCUCUGCUGCGGCGGGUCUCUCUCCGGCAUCAGUCGGAUUGUCGACGGCCCCGCGGAAUGCUACAAGUUUGCGCGCGAGGAGCUGCGCCAGGGAGCGGACUUUAUCAAGAUUAUGGGCGGCGGCGGUGUGGCUAGUCCCACGGAUCGCAUUGAGCAUGUCCAGUUCUCAGAUGAGGAGAUUAAGGCCAUUGUUACUGUUGCCCAGAACGCGGGGACGUACGUUACCAGCCAUAGCUAUACACCGCAGGCUAUUCAGCAGGCCAUUAAGCUUGGGGUGCGGGGCAUCGAGCAUGGAAACCUUGUUGAUCUCGAGACGGUGCAGAUGAUGGCUGAGAAGGACGUUUUCCUUACGCCUACGCUCAUUGCACAUGUCAUGUCCAAGCAGAUGAAUUUCCUUCCUGCAGAUGGCGCAGCUAAGAACGAUGAGGUUCUUGAGAAGGGGCUUAAGGCUAUGAAGAUGGCCGUUGAUGCUGGGGUUACUGUUUGCUUUGGGAGUGAUCUUCUUGGUCCGAUGCAUUUUGCUCAGAGCAAGGAGUUUUCAGUUCGGAGCUCGAUUCUGACUCCGUUGCAGAUCCUGCGCAGUGCCACUGUUAAUGCUGCUCGGCUUGUUAUGCAGGAGGAUUGCUUGGGUCAGGUGAAAGAGGGCUUUGUGGCGGAUUUGCUGGUGUUGGGUAAGAAUCCUUUAGAGGAUAUUACUAUUUUGGAUGCGGUUGAGGAGCAUGUUUUGGGUGUUAUUAAGGAUGGGAGAGUUGCUACUUCGCGAUGGGAUCAGCUGAAGGUUGAUCCGAGACCUUGA